Adineta ricciae is the source of this 4299-nucleotide messenger RNA. NCBI's taxonomy places the organism in Eukaryota, Metazoa, Rotifera, Eurotatoria, Adinetida, Adinetidae. The record is from the annotation of a GenBank genome assembly.
AUGAAUCGAAUAAAUUCGUUUUUAAUUUUUUUAAGAAAUACAACUCAAACAAAUUAUUUCGUUACAUCCCUCAAUACAAAUUAUAUUGUUAAAGCACAAUUAGCAUCAGGUCAAUCUGUUGUGGCCAUAGCAAAUCAAGUUUUAUAUCCUUCUAGAAGUGAUACAAAACUCUGUAGUAAUGAAAAUUUAAUUGCAAAUGCAACACUUUCUUUAUUUCAAAAUCAUUUCAUUGACAUUAAUCGAAGAGAACAAAUGGAACCAAUGAAUAAUUCCAUAAUUGUUAAAGGAUUUUAUAUAGGAUGUUAUCCAGUUGAAGCAAUUCUUCAAAGUACUUUAGAUUGUUUAUAUGACAUUGAUUGUCUUCAGUUAUUAACAAAUUAUUUUCCGAAACUUCAACACAUAAAUUUCAAUCCAAAUAAUUCAGUUUUAUUAACAAAACAUAGGAACAUUUCAGUGAAUGAAUAUUUCAAUGAAUUUUUUAUUUUUAAUUGGUCAAAAGAAAUUAAUCAUGAAAAAUAUUUUAAUCAAUGUUUACCAUUUAAUUGUACAUACUUUAUCAAACAUGCAAUGAAACUAUCAUAUGGAAUUACACUUUUUAUUAGUCUCUAUGGUGGUCUCAUUAUUAUACUUCGAUUUAUUUCAUCAUUCAUGAUUGAAAGUUUUAUUCAUCUUCAAGUUACAAUUGUUGUUCUUUGCUUAUUUACAUCGUUAAAAAGUGAAAUUGUGACAAUAAUUGAGCGAAAUCCGUCGUUUGAAAGAUACAAAUCAUUAGAAAUAUCUUAUUCGUCAAAUCUUCGAUGUUCAUGUUCAAAUGAAACAAUAUCUUAUAAAAAUUUUCUUUCAUUAUCUCCGCAUUUUCAUCCAAUAUGUUCAAGUAGUUUUAUAAGUUCCGAAUGGAUUUUAAAUAUGAGAGACAAUGACCGAGGUCGUAUAUCUGAUGAUUGGAUAUACUAUUCCUCAUCAUUAUUUCAAUAUUUAUCUGAUUUUUGUAAAUUAUCAAAUAAAACAAUUGACGAAUCAAUGAAUCGAUAUCUUUCGCAAUUGUUUUUCAUUUCUUCAUUAAUAAAUGAAAAUGAUUUUCAAAAACAAUUUAAUACAAGUUUAAAUCAAUUUUAUCGAUCAACACUUUCUAAUUUUGCCUUGAUAAUCAAUGUCAUAAAUCUUCAUUUGAAAGUUGAUCAAUACUAUACGGGAUCACAUGCAAGAAUUGUACAUAAUUUAAAUAUAAAUUUGUUUGGAAAUGUUUCAAUGAAUUCAAUAAAAUUGGCUCAGUUCAAAUUUCAUUUAAAUGGAAUUGCCGAAUUAAAUUCCACAAAAGUUCAAUGCAAUUGUGUUGAAAAUCCAUCUUGUCAAAUUCCAGCGGCCAUCUACUAUUCUGGAAGUGCAUUUUUACCUGGUAAUAAUAAAAAAAAUCUCUUUUAUCAAAUCUCCGGCUGGAUUCAAGGAUGUCUUAUCAUUGAUUCGCUUUUUCUUUCAACGUUGGAAUGUUUAUAUGAAAAUUCGGAUUGUUUUCCCCUUUUAUUAAGCUUUAUUGAAAAGAAAAGAAAAUCUUUAAAUAAUCAAUCAGAUGUAUUUCAACCAUUGGUUUACAAUCCCCAAACUGAUUUUUUUUCUCCUCAAACAAAAAUUUCUGAAUUAUUUGUGAAAAUGUUGGUCGAUCGAUGGAAUUCGUUGAUUUCAUAUAAACUAUUCUAUGACUCAUGUUCACCAUCGUUGUGUACUUAUUCAAAAGAAAUUCCAAAAGAAAAUAUUCUUGGAAUAAUUAUCAAAUUAAUAUCAACGAUUGGAGGAAUCGUCGGUGCGUUGAAAAUCUUCACUCCUUAUCUUGUUAAAUUUAUCGUGAGACUCUCAAAAAUAUGCAACAUCAAACAAGAACCAAAAGAACCAGCUCAACGAAGUACAAUGAAAAUGGAAAUAAAAGAUUUGAUUAGAACGAUUCGGAAAAUAUUAAUUGAAUUGAAUUUAUUCUCGUUUCGUGAUUUCGGAAGUGAUCUUGAUCGAAUAAAAGCGAAAAAUUAUGGUCAAUGGGCAACUCGUCUUUAUCUUCUCCUAUAUUUGCUUUCCUUUUCUAUUCUUAUCUUCUACACACUUAUUCAACCAAAUGUUGUUAUCGAAGCAUUUCCAAAACCAUCAUUGGAUUUAUAUAAAAACUUGAAAAAUCGCCAUGGAAAUCAAUUAAAAUGUUCAUGUUCAAAAAUCGCAUCCAGUAACAAUGAGUUUAUUGAAAUUAAUUCAAGAUUUCAUUCGAUUUGUUCAAAUGAAUUUAUCACGAAAAAAUGGCAAAUUGAUUUGUCAAGUUAUUCUUUAAAAGAUUAUCGUCGAUAUUUGUUAUCGCAUUUCCAAUAUCUUCGCGGAUUAUGUGAAAUCUCACAAGAAUUAAUAAAUAAUUGGAAAAAUGAACUGUCAACGUCAUUAUUAAUCACAAUUGAACUUCUUUCCAAAGAAGAUUUUUCAAAUUAUUUUCAAAAUUUAAUUGAUCGCAACAAACUUUUCUCGUCAAUCAAAUUUUCUCGUUAUUUAAAUCUUAUUCAAAUAAUCAAUCACGGAAAUUCAUUGAUUACAACAUUUGGAACAAAUUAUCAAUUUAUUUCUUUAAUAUUAAAUGAAAAACAACAAAAUUAUGCAUUUACAAAAGAAGAAAUUUAUGAUAAAAACUGUUCGUGUGGAAUCGAUCCAAGUUGUACUAGUGACGCGAUGUUUAUUGAAAAGAAUUUGUCAAUUCCAAUUCAAGGAUUGAAAAUCGGAUGUUUACCAAGUGAAUCAUUUCAUUUGUCAACACUUGAAUGUUUCUAUAAUCAAUCAUGUCUUGAUCUUCUUUCAAAAUGGACAAAUUCUACCAACUCAUUAAAACCAUUAUCAAUUGAAUCAACUCGUUUUAGUUUAAAUACAACAAUCAACGAAUUUAUCGAAAAUUUCUUUGUGGAACAAUUGUCAAUUGAAAUGAAUUAUUCAUUAUAUUAUCAUCAAUGUUUCCCUUUGUUAUGUUCGAUAAAAUUCAUUGAAAAAUUUCAUGUAUUUUAUUUGAUAACACUUUUUAUUGGACUUGAAGGUGGUUUAACAAUUGGGCUAAAAUGGCUUUCUCCAAAAUUAAUUCGAUUUUUACUUCAAUUGAAAAGAAAACAAGCAACACAAAUUCAUACAGAAAAUUCGUUAAAUCUUAUUCGAAUUUCCUCAUCUCGACAUUGUUCAAAGAUGAUUUUUCCAAUUUGCUUUCUUUUAUUUCUCAUUGGAAUUCUCAUUCUUUUUUCAUUUUAUUAUUCUCAGCACAUUUCACAAUCAACUCGAACAACAACUAAACAUUUCAUAUCGACAACAAGUUUGUUACCAUCAACAUCUUCGGUUACGUCAAAAAUUCCAUGUCGAUCAAAAUUCGAACAAAUCACAAUAAAUAUUUCAUGUUCGGAAGCAAUUUUAUUAUCAAUUGAAAAUUUUAAUAAUGAUAAUCAAUCGGAUUUGAUUAUUUCACAUUAUAUUCAACGAAAUCCACAUUUAACAGUUCUAUUAGCAAAUCGUAAUGGAACAUUUCAAGAUCAAAAUCUUCUUUCAAUGAAAAUCAAUGAAACUCUGAGAGAAAUGAAAAUUAUUGAUGUCAAUAACGAUCAAAUAUUGGAUCUGAUCAUAAUUGUUCAGCGUGAGAAAAAUAUUUAUGUUUUAUUAGGAAAUGGAAAUGGAAGAUUUGCAUUGGAUUUGAUUUUAUUCGUUCGAGCGAAUUCUGAUUUAAAAGGCUUAGAUGUUAUUCAUCUAAAUGAUGAUAAUUAUCUGGAUAUUAUCGUCAAUGAUCAAUCUUCGUCACAUUUUCUGAUUUUUUAUGGGAAAAGUAAUGGAACAUUUCAUAAUUUACCCAAAUGGAUUUUUACAAGGGUUGAUGGAGAAAUGUCGACAGUGAUUACAGGAGAUUUUAAUAAUGAUUUUCGAUUGGAUGUUGCUUUUGUUUAUGAAUUAAAUGGUUUCAAUUAUUUGAUUUAUCAAAAUAACAAUCAGAGUUUUGAUAUCAAAGACAAAAAUAUGAUAACAUCUGUUCAAUAUUUUAAUUUAGUUCUUGUUGAUGAUAUUAAUAAUGAUAACUAUUUAGAUUUGAUUGUUGAUUUCCUUCUUCCAUAUGAAAUUUAUAUUUUAUUUGGAGAUGGAAAAGGAAAAUUUAUUGAAGAAAAAUUUUAUUCAAGUGAAUUUCGAGAUAUGAAUGGUUGGAUUAAUAUUAAUGAUUUUAAUUAUGAUCAUUAUCAAGAUAUUAUUUCGAUUAACAAGGGAGCGAGUUUAAUUAACCCAUUCAGGACGGGUGGCCACUAUAGUGGCCACUGA